GACCAAGACAUUGGAAUGUUAUACGAUGGGACCGGGUUAUACCGGACACCUAGGGACCAAAGACAUUGGUAUGUUAUACAAUGGGACCUGGUUAUACCGGCCACCUAGGAAACAAGACAUUGGUAUGUUAUACAAUGGGACCUGGUUAUACCGGCCACCUAGGGAACAAAGACAUUGGUACGUUAUACAAUGGGACCUGGUUAUACCGGCCACCUAGGGAACAAGACAUUGGUAUGUUAUACAAUGGGACCUGGUUAUACCGGCCACCUAGGGAACAAGACAUUGGUAUGUUAUACAAUGGGACCGGGUUAUACCGGACACCAAGGGACCAAAGACAUUGGUACGUUAUACAAUGGGACCUGGUUAUACCGGCCCCCUAGGGAACAAGACAUUGGUAUGUUAUACAAUGGGACCUGGUUAUACCGGCCACCUAGGGAACAAGACAUGGGUAUGUUAUACGAUGGGACCGGGUUAUACCGGACACCAAGGGACCAAAGACAUUGGUAUGUCAUACAAUGGGACCUGGUUAUACCGGACACCAAGGGACCAAAGACAUUGGUAUGUUAUACAAUGGGACCUGGGUAUACCGGCCACCUAGGGAACAAGACAUUGGUACGUUAUACGAUGGGACCGGGUUAUACCGGACACCAAGGGACCAAAGACAUUGGUACGUUAUACGAUAGGACCUGGUUAUACCGGCCACCUAGGGAACAAGACAUUGGUAUGUUAUACAAUGGGACCUGGUUAUACCGGCCACCUAGGGAACAAGACAUUGGUACGUUAUACAAUGGGACCUGGUUAUACCGGCCACCUAGGGAACAAGACAUUGGUACGUUAUACGAUGGGACCUGGUUAUACCGGCCACCUAGGGAACAAGACAUGGGUAUGUUAUACAAUGGGACCUGGUUAUACCGUCCACCAAGGGACCAAAGACAUUGGUAUGUUAUACAAUGGGACCUGGUUAUACCGGCCACCUAGGGAACAAGACAUUGGUACGUUAUACAAUGGGACCUGGUUAUACCAGCCACCAAGCGAACAAGACAUUGGUAUGUUAUACAAUGGGACCGGGUUAUACUGGACACCCAGAGACCAAGACAUUGGCAUGUUAUACGAUGGGACCGGGUUAUACCGGACACCCAGAGACCAAGACAUUGGUAUGUUAUACAAUGGGACCUGGUUAUACCGGCCACCUAGGGAACAAGACAUUGGUACGUUAUACAAUGGGACCUGGUUAUACCGGCCACCUAGAGAACAAGACAUGGGUACGUUAUACAAUGGGACCUGGUUAUUACGGCCACCUACUGAACAAGACAUUGGUAUGUUAUACAAUGGGACCUGGUUAUACCGGCCACCUAGGGAACAAGACAUUGGUAUGUUAUACAAUGGGACCUGGUUAUACCGGCCACCUAGGGAACAAGACAUUGGUACGUUAAACGAUGGGACCCUUUUUUAUACGAUGCAAUUUUUUUGUUCUUUCGUGAUUCAAAAGAAAUAUAAACCUCGUGCUAAAAUUAAAGUUCAUAGCAUCCACAACAAAGAUUAAUUUAUGAACAAAUUGUCAACAAGUGAGCGCACCACCUUAAAGAGCCCUUGUCAGCCACGCCUUUGUUAUGGUUUUCAUUUCAUAUUAGAAGGCACAUAAUGUGUUAAAAUCAUGAAAUAAUCGUCUAGAAACAAAGUUUGAUGCUUUAUUUGCCAAAUGCAAUCGAAAAUAUUGCAUUGGCUUGCCCAAAUCAGCCGAUGGAAAUGGAUGCUUUAUCACACUUGGUUCUUUGCUAGGAUGACGACAUGGCAGCUGACGGAGGUUGUCUGAGCAUAUGGCUGACAAAACAAUAUAAGUGAAAUGAAAUGAGUGAAAUCGACUAGUCGCGGACGCAUCUUGUUUUGUCUAACCGAUUAUCUUCCCGCCAAAAGGCAAUAUAAUGAUUGGUUCGGGUUGUCUUCUUGGCACUGAGCACGCGAUGACAUGCGCUCUUUCAAGAAUCUGUUAUCGAGGUGUUUCCCCUGGGAAACAAACCAGCUAGCAGAGAGUAUCCACUUUAAGAAGGUUCAGAAGUACUUUUCGCGCGUUAUUACUUCGUCAAUAAAUACAAGACUUGUAGAAUGUUUGGUCCCAUCUCGUCUUAAAAGAGUGGAAAUUGCACAUGACUGAUUGCUCCAUGAUUACUCAUAACAAACCGGAACCCUGAAAAGUCAGAGUUCAAAUCAGCCCUAACAGACGUUCGUGAUUUUUGAGAUAUGAAACACGUACACCUCAUCGCCGGCCAGUAUCGAUUUACAAUUCUCGCUAGUAGGUAGGUAGGGACUUGGAUAGUUCUUGCGCGUCAUCCGAUCACGCCAGAAUACUACACCUUUGAGUUCCACUUCCCAUAUUGAGCAAUCCGUAGAUUAUAAAUCCUUCACCAUUGCUCAGAGGGUGCAAAUCGACGUGUGAGAGGUUUAAAAGGAGUUAUCUGGAUUGCGGGCCUGGAUAUUGGUGGAACGCGACCUGUUUUAGAGCGCUGUUUUGCCUCAGUUUUACUCUACCUAGGUGAUUAACAUUUGAAUAACUUCACAGUGAGAAGGCAAUGAGUGGAGGACUCGCGACAAAUUUGUGUUGCAGAUAUCUGGAGAUUGUUUGAGUCGUGAAAUAUCACUGAGUUGCGGUUGGCUUUAAUAACAAACAAGGAACUUCUUGAGGACCUCAGCUACCAUAGAUUUAAACUUAGUCAUCUUUUCUUCUAAUAUUUGGCGGGGAAUCUCCACUCCUUAGGCCAGAAGCAGUGCCAAUAUCUGGAUGAGUAUCCAAACCGAUCUCAUCUGUGCGGUUUGAGAAACUCUCGCAAGGAGGAACUUCUGACUUUGAGUGUUAUACCAAACCUAAGAGGGUUAGCAAACGCUGAACCCGGCUUGGAAAGAAACCAAAGAAACGCAGACAUGAAGGAUACAAGCGCUGAUGCCAUAAAAGUGGUGGUGUUUGGAGAAGCAGGCGUGGGAAAAUCAGCGCUCACAGUUCGUUACGUGCUUCGUGAGUUUCAGUCCACCUACCAACCAACAAUAGAGGACUCUUACCCCGCUAAUGUAGAGGUUGAUGGCCGCCCAGUCAAGCUUGAAUUAUUGGACACAGCUGGACACGGCGUGUUUAGCCAGAUGCGUGAAAGCUACAUCCGGUCAGCGGACGGCUUCGUGCUUGUGUACUCGGUGACUGACGAAUGGAGUUUCCACGCCAUGACAACCAUCUGCGAACAGAUCAUUAGAGUGAAGAGAGAGAAGACAAGCGUGAGGCCGCCUAUCGUCCUAGUAGGGAAUAAGUGUGACCUAGAGAGUGACCGUCGCAUUUCGUACCAAGAUGGCGUCCUUCUUUCCAAGCGAUUCACCUGCCCAUUCUUUGAAACAUCAGCAAAAGACGACAUCGGAGUCGAAGACGUCUUCACUGAGCUUACACGACAUGUCAAGCGAUCACGGAAUACGUCACGAAAUACGUUCUCUAGAGACAGUCGAACUAGGUUUUCCAUGAGAGGAUUGACGAUAAGUGAAAGAAAGUGCAAAGAGAGGCUACACGCGCUGAAAAAGAACGAGAGAAGCACGGAGUUGCGACGGACUGGGUCCUUUAGGAGAUUCGUAUGCGGGGCUGGAGCCUUGACGCAACCGUAAUGAAUGGAACGAACCAUAAUCGAAAUGAAUACUUUAGAAACUAGAAAAAUAAAAGCAACCAGGCCCGUAGCCACCCUCCGCCCCCCCCCCCCGUCCCCCCCUCUGACUAAAGGUCCGCUAAAAAAUAUAGGCGACACUUGCACUAACUGAUCAUGUUACUUUUUGUGUGGCAAAUUCAAGCCAAAACAUACACAGAAAUGACUGCGCGUAAGAGCAAGUCGCCGGGUACCCGAGUAAAUGGUUGAUCGAAUCUCCUCUCUCACUUUUUGGCCACGGGUCUGGGAAGGCUGUAGAAAAAUUUAGUUGGUCUGCGAUCAAACACGGAAUAAAUUAGGUUUCUCGGGUGCCUGCGUGAUGGUUUAGUGAUAGGGAGAUUCAGAUAUCGAGAACGAUCUAUCCAGAAGUUUGUUUCCGUAUUUGUAACGAUAGUAAUAGUGUAAAUAGAGUCAAGUAGGCGUAUAAGCCAAGUAGGCGUUGUAAAGUUUGAUAAAAGAUAGAAUAAAAUACCAAAUCAUUUUUUAUCAAUUUUAUUGAAAACGAGAGCUGUUUUACAAAGAUUAUAUAUUAAAAAACAGUUUUACAGUUUUAA
Messenger RNA from Nematostella vectensis (starlet sea anemone), 4222 nucleotides. Its product is annotated as ras-related protein Rap-2b. The record is from RefSeq and is a predicted model, not a curated record. The coding region runs from base 2917 to 3633 and encodes 238 amino acids. Gene Ontology annotation, molecular function: GTP binding; GDP binding; GTPase activity. Gene Ontology annotation, biological process: signal transduction. Lineage: Eukaryota; Metazoa; Cnidaria; Anthozoa; Actiniaria; Edwardsiidae. Gene Ontology annotation, cellular component: plasma membrane. The transcript is spliced from 5 exons.